Epinephelus fuscoguttatus (brown-marbled grouper) is the source of this 3279-nucleotide messenger RNA. RefSeq names its product actin related protein 1B (gene actr1b). The coding region runs from base 156 to 1286 and encodes 376 amino acids. The record is from RefSeq and is a predicted model, not a curated record. Lineage: Eukaryota; Metazoa; Chordata; Actinopteri; Perciformes; Serranidae. The transcript is spliced from 11 exons.
AGGCGGUCCAGCCCCCGGCAGCAGCAGCAGCAGCAGCAGCGCAGAGGAGACGGAGUGACAGCGCCUUUCUCUGCUCUUUUACAUGAUUAAAACACUACACGGAGAGGAACACGCGCACGGAUCGAUAGAAACACAUCUUUAACACACAGUCCGUCAUGGAGUCCUAUGACAUUUUAGCUAACCAGCCCGUUGUGAUUGAUAAUGGUUCAGGGGUUAUCAAAGCUGGUUUUGCAGGUGACCAGAUCCCCAAAUACUGCUUCCCUAACUAUGUGGGGCGUCCCAAGCAUGUGCGCGUGAUGGCAGGAGCCCUGGAGGGAGACCUCUUCAUCGGACCCAAGGCAGAGGAGCACAGGGGCUUGUUGUCGGUUCGGUAUCCGAUGGAGCACGGGAUUGUGAAUGAUUGGAACGACAUGGAGAGGAUCUGGCAGUACGUUUAUUCCAAGGAACAGCUGCAGACUUUCUCUGAGGAGCAUCCGGUCCUGCUGACUGAAGCUCCUCUCAACCCCAGUAAGAACAGGGAGAAGGCUGCAGAGGUUUUCUUUGAGACCUUCAACGUCCCUGCUCUCUUCAUCUCCAUGCAGGCUGUCCUCAGCUUGUACGCCACAGGUCGCACCACUGGUGUUGUGUUGGACUCAGGGGACGGUGUGACCCACGUCGUGCCCAUCUACGAGGGCUUUGCCAUCCCACACUCCAUCAUGCGCGUGGACAUCGCCGGGAGAGACGUUUCACGGUACCUCCGCCUGCUGCUCCGUAAGGAAGGCUACAACUUCAACACCUCGGCAGAGUUCGAGGUUGUUCGCACUGUCAAAGAGAGAGUCUGUUAUCUGUCUCUCAACCCGCAAAAGGAUGAGACUUUAGAAACAGAGAAGGCGCAGUAUCCACUGCCUGAUGGAAGCACUUUAAACAUCGGUCCAGCCAGGUUCCGCGCUCCAGAGCUGCUGUUCAGACCCGACCUGAUCGGAGACGAGAGCUCGGGGAUCCACGAGGUCCUGGCGUAUGCCAUCCAGAAGUCUGACAUGGACCUCCGACGCACACUCUUCUCCACCAUAGUAUUGUGUGGCGGUUCGACCUUGAUCAAAGGCUUUGGGGAAAGACUACUAACUGAAGUCAAGAAGCUUGCACCCAAAGACGUGAAGAUCAAGAUUUCUGCUCCCCAGGAGAGGCUCUACUCCACAUGGAUCGGUGGCUCUAUCCUGGCAUCGUUGGACACCUUUAAGAAGAUGUGGGUGUCAAAGCGAGAAUAUGAAGAAGACAGAGCACGUGCCAUCCACAGGAAGACCUUCUAGUCGGGGCCGUUGCCCUGCGAUCGCCCCCAGAACUGCCCUCAAUCUCCCCCGUCAUACUGUCGGAGACUCCUGCACCUGUCAUCUCCGGGUACCUCUGCAUCAUCCUUUAUCAACCCCUCCCUCUGCUUCUAAACCCCUGUCAGCCUCCUGCUUUACCCUCCCUCACCUCCACCCAGAGAGACGCACACGAUCAUGUGUGCUAGUUUCCAUAUUUACCUCCUCCUCCAUCCUCCUGCUGUAGGGUGACACCACCCUCCAAACAUUCACAUCCAGAGGGCCGUCAGGGUAUCAGAGAGGGUUAGCACUGUGGACUCUUACUACAGGCCAUGCUAUUCUAUAAUUUAGUCCACUUUGAAGUAUUGGUAUCGCUCUCUUGCCUACAAAGCUCUGCAAGGUGUAGAAUAUCAUGAAAUGUCAAUAAACCUGAAUGUUUUUCUUUUUUUGCUACUGUUGAAAUUUCCAUUCCAGACCGAAGAUUUAGAUUUUUAUUUGAUGUCCAUUUUGUAGACGUUAUUUUCUGUUUCUGACCUGGACUAGCUCGUACAGAACAAAGGUUUGAUAGCAGUGCUGUGUGCAUAUAGUGGUAGUGACGGUGAGCAGGUGAAAAGGCGGAGAUAACCACUGUAUUAUAUAUCUGGCCUAAACUGCACAGUUUCCACCUCGGAGCUAAAAGUUAACACGGUUAAUUUAUCAUUCGACUUAUUGUUCUUUUCUGUCAUUAUUACCAAUGAAAUGUUUCUACAUGAACAUGACGUCAUGUGUUUGUGUUGAGGACAAGUGUCAGCCUUUUGUUUCGGCUGACGGGAUUAAAACAAAGAGUAGAAAAAUGCCUUGAUUUUAUUAAAUUUUUUUUUUUUUUAAUCCAUCACUGGGUUCCACGUUUACAGCAGCCAGGAUGCACUUAAAGGAGAAAUCUGGUAUUUUUCAGCCUGGGUCUUAUUCUCAUAAUUCUGACAUGUGUCCGGGGGGAACAGCACAAAACUCCGAAUGCUUUCUGUAUGAACUUUAAAGUCACAAAAGUCAUUUGAAACACUCGUCUCAGAGUUCAGAUUAAAGACAGUAAUGGCUGAAGAGCUGCCUGUUCCAGGAGUCAUUGUUUAAAUUUUUUCAACAAUGACAGAAAUCUGCUGGUUAGAGCACAGAGCGGUCUGCUUUAAUUUGACGUAAUUCACACCUGUCGUCCAGUUGGUGGCGUACAAAUAUUAAUUAGCUAUUUUAUAGUCUUGUCUUUAAACUCAUGUGCAUGACCUCGUUGUCUUGCUGGCUUUAGCCAUUGAUUGGCUGUGUUGCUACAUACCAUCGCAAAAUGUCACGGUGUCUUAAGUCUCUUUGCAGGGUCGAUGUCCAUGCUCUUAUAAACAGGUGUAGUGCUGCUGCAGUGCAACUGAAGGGGAGGAAACAGACUUUUCGCAGUUUGCAUAAUCUGGUUGAACUUCAUUUUUUAAGUGUUUGAAGAUCCAGUCAUCACUGAAGUGUCUGUCAUGCAAGAGAAAAUAAAAACCAAUGGUCAGCGUUGUCAUAUUGACAUUUAAGGUGUGUUGAUUGAUUCACAGUGUCAACUCAUGCACUGAGUAGCACGGAGGAAAACAAUCGUUGUCGGUAGCUUCUGGCAGUAGGCUUUGAGUGGCGCAGUGAGUUAAAUUAACUUUUCUUAGUCUAUAGCUGCUAACGUGAACUAUUAAAGAUGAAAAGGCAGCCAAACACCCUUUUAUUUAUAGUUAGAGUCGACUAAUAAAUGUAAACUUGCCACUGUAGAAACAGCAGUUGUAUAACCUUCGAAAACGAGCCACAGUUUGACCGUUUGUGCAGCAUAGGUGCACCCGGGAACCUAAACCAAUAGCACCACAUCCUGGUUAUGACUGCAGAAUCACAAAGCCUGUUUUGUAUGUAUUCAUUUUAGAAAAUAAAAAUGAAUGAAUGAAAAUUAAAUGUUGUUAAAUAUGUCUGACUAUCAUUGAAAAAUUAAAAUUAAAAUGACAGAUGUAAAAACAGA